Messenger RNA from Medicago truncatula (barrel medic), 2029 nucleotides. Its product is annotated as mannose-6-phosphate isomerase 1. Gene Ontology annotation, molecular function: mannose-6-phosphate isomerase activity; zinc ion binding. NCBI's taxonomy places the organism in Eukaryota, Viridiplantae, Streptophyta, Magnoliopsida, Fabales, Fabaceae. Gene Ontology annotation, biological process: GDP-mannose biosynthetic process; carbohydrate metabolic process. The record is from RefSeq and is a predicted model, not a curated record. The transcript is spliced from 5 exons. Gene Ontology annotation, cellular component: cytosol. Bases 331 to 1605 code for a protein of 424 amino acids.
UCUCGUCGAAACAUUUGUGUCUCUGUCAUCGUUCGUGCAUGAAAUUUCGGUUCUUCUUUCUUACACAAAGGGUAACAACAAAUUCAACACCGUGUUGAACAAGAUAAAUUCCCAAACAAGAAUCCACAAAAAAGUGAUUAUCUUCAAUUCAAUUCAUUGCAUUCAAACAACAAGACACAAUCCACCGUUUCCUUUUCCAUUCCUUCUGCAAUCUUUCUCUCUCUAACCCUUUUCUCUCUCUUCUUUAUAACUCUUCAAAUACCAAUGACUCAAUCUCACUUCUCAUAACAAUAACAAACCCAUUUCAACAUCUCAUUCAAUUUUCUUACAAUGGAAGAUUCAAAUCCCAACAAUUCACUUCAGAAACUUCAUUGUUCUGUUAAGAAUUACGAUUGGGGUUUACCUGGUCAAUUGUCACAGGUUGCUAAGCUUUCUGAGCUUAAUUCUGGGUUUAAAUUUGAUCCAAUGAAGCCUUAUGCUGAACUUUGGAUUGGUACCCAUGAUUCUGGUCCUUCUUUUCUUGUUUCUGAUGAUGAUGGACAAAGGAUUAGUCUUAAAGAUUGGAUUUUUGAUAACCCUGAUUUGUUGCUUGGUCAUAAAGUUGUUAAGAAAUGGGGUUCUGAUCUACCUUUCUUGUUUAAGGUGCUGUCUGUAGGGAAGGCUUUGUCUAUUCAAGCUCACCCAGAUAAGGAAUUGGCUAGGAUGCUGCAUAAAUUGCAUCCUGAUGUGUAUAAAGAUGGGAAUCAUAAACCUGAGAUGGCUCUUGCAAUGACAGAUUUUGAGGCUCUUUGUGGAUUUAUCACUCUUAAGGAGCUUAAAGCUGUGAUUCAUACCGUUCCGGAAGUUGUCAACCUAGUUGGUGCUUCAAAUGCAAAUCUGGUGUUAGAAACUAGUGAUCAGAAUGAAGAGAAGGUUAAACCUGUUCUACAGGCAGUGUUCACUCAUCUUAUGUCAGCUAGUAAAGAGAUAGUGACCGAUGCAGUGAACAGAUUGAUAAAUCGACUGCAUGAGGAAAGUGAGAUGAGGCAUUUGACAGAAAAGGAGCUGUUGGUGCUGCGGUUGGAAAAUCAAUACCCAUCCGAUAUCGGUGUGAUUGCAGCUUUCUUUCUGAACCAUGUCAAACUCAAUCCUGGUGAAGCAUUGUUCCUUGGGGCGAACGAACCACAUGCUUAUCUAUCUGGGGAAUGUAUUGAAUGCAUGGCAACUUCUGACAACGUUGUGCGAGCCGGCCUAACUCCCAAGUUCAUAGAUGUGCCGACUCUUUGUUCCAUGCUCACAUACAAGCAGGGUUUUCCAGAGAUUUUGCGGGGAGUGUCUAUGAAUCCAUAUGUAAAUAAAUAUAUCCCGCCAUUUGAGGAAUUCGAGAUUGACCGUUGUAUUCUCCCAAAAGGGCAAACAGUAGUGUUCCCGGCAGUUCCAGGUCCGUCCAUCUUUUUGGUCACGGCCGGGGAAGGAUCGAUGAACACAGGAUCACCCAAAGUUUAUGAAAUCACCGAAGGUGAUGCUCUUUUCGCUCCUGCUUACACAGAGAUUAGCGUCGCAAGUGAGUCCGAGUUGCAUCUGUACAGAACAGGGAUUAAUAGCAAGUUUUUUGAAGACUCUUAAGCAUUCUAAGGUUGAAGAGUUUGUGGAGGAAAUAAAAAGGAAUUCUUGGAUUUGGUUUAUGGAAAAGAGUACUUAGGUAGCUUAGGUAGUUUUCGAGAUCUUUGGUGGGCAGAGUACUACUUGUACUUCAUCUCGAUUAGUGGGUUCAGUACCAUUUGCACUUUUUUCCAUGUUUGCGAAUAAAAUUAUAUAUUGCUGCUAAAAGAAAUAAUAAUCUUAAGUUAGCAAGUGUUUUAAUUAUUUUUAUUUUUUAUUAUUUAUUAUUUUUGUCAUAUGAGAAUAAAAUAAUAAAAUUUCUGUGUAAUACUAUGUAAUAGCAGAACUUUAGUGUAAAUGUAACUGUAAUAAGAUCACAGAGGCUGAGAGAAAAUUUCAUUGUAGAUGUAUUCCUAUUUGUAAAUUUAUUUAUAAAUAAUAUCAAUAA